Messenger RNA from Aegilops tauschii subsp. strangulata, 1491 nucleotides. RefSeq lists its product as uncharacterized. The record is from RefSeq and is a predicted model, not a curated record. Gene Ontology annotation, molecular function: polysaccharide binding. Lineage: Eukaryota; Viridiplantae; Streptophyta; Magnoliopsida; Poales; Poaceae.
AAAGCAAAAGCUCAGAGGCUCCUCAAAGCGAAAGUGAAAAAAGCCCAACCACAAGCGAGCUAACAACAACCACUCUUUAGCUUUUUCUCCAUUGUUGUUGAGGCAAAGAAAGAAGCUAAGCUGAGCUCUCAUAUCCUUGCUCGCCAUCGCACAUUUGCACAGCGUCACUCAACUCCAGUGAUAUGGAGAUGCGUCUCCACCUCCAUGCGUUGGCGAUCCUUCUGGUCGUCUCGGCGCGGCCUACGUCCGUCGCCGGCGGGCUGUGCCGCGACAGCUGCGGCGACGUCCCGGUGCGCUACCCGCUGGGCAUCGACGACGGCUGCGGCAGCCCGUAUUACCGCAACAUGCUGACCUGCGCCGACAACACCACGCUCCGCCUCCGCACCCCGUCCGGCACGUACCCGGUGUCCGGCGCCGACUACGCGGACCCGCACCUGGUGGUGACGGACCCGUCCAUGUGGACGUGCGCGCGGCCCUUCACCUCCGUCCACGCCGCGCCCUUCAGCCUGGACACCAGCACCCGCUUCUCGCUGUCCCCGAGGAACGACCACCUCUUCUUCAACUGCGACGAGGAGCGCGUCAUCGUGGCGCCGCGGCCGGCCAUCUGCGACCGGUACCCGGACCGGUGCGACUCGGCGUGCGACAGCGCCGGGUACCUGUGCCGGAACCUGCCGGGCUGCCGCGGCGCGCUGGAGGAAGGGAACAUGAGCUGCUGCGCGUACAGGCCCCGCGCGGCGGAGUCGCUGAGGGCCAUGCUGCGGCACUGCGAGGCCUACACCACCGUGUACUGGCGCGCGGUGGGCGACAAGUUCCCGCCCUACGACCAGGUGCCGGACUACGGGGUCCGGGUGGACUUCGAGAUCCCCGUCACCACGCGGUGCCUGCAGUGCCAGGACCGGCGCCGCGGCGCCAACGGCACCUGCGGCUUCGACCCCGCCACCAGGGACUUCGUCUGCAUCUGCGACGGCGGCCGGAACUCCACCACGGACUGUGCAGAUGGCCGCGUGACAGGGCAUGGAGCAUCAGCCGGAGUGGUAGCUGCAACCGUCGUGUUCUCAAUUUCGGCAGCUAUCGGCAUCGGGGGGCUCGUGAUGUACAUACGCAAGUUGAGAUCGAGCAAAGUGGUCACCUGCGGCGUCCAGAGUAACGAAAAUAGAUUCUUCUGAGCCGACCUCAAAGAAUUCCCAUGAACAGUCUUCCGCAUGUGCAAAGAAGAAAGGAGGGUAUGGACCCACGUCAGAUGGAGAGGGUUCCGGUGUAUACAACACGAAGCCUUGAGAUAUUUUUUUCUUGUAGUUUUGGGCGAUAUGUAUGAUGCAUAUGAUGGGCAUGCAGACCGUACUACAUUCAAAGAUAACGAGGGCGGCAUACUCAGGUGAACAAAAGAUAUGUGCGAGUGCAUUGCCGCCGAAUUUACAUGUUGUGGUAGCUUGUAACCAGCGAGGCGUCUGUGGUGACUUUGCUAAUUAAUUUUUUAGCACAACAACUUCA